Saccostrea cuccullata (small rock oyster) is the source of this 3904-nucleotide messenger RNA. RefSeq names its product cGMP-specific 3',5'-cyclic phosphodiesterase-like. Gene Ontology annotation, biological process: signal transduction. The transcript is spliced from 21 exons. Gene Ontology annotation, molecular function: 3',5'-cyclic-nucleotide phosphodiesterase activity; protein binding. The record is from RefSeq and is a predicted model, not a curated record. NCBI's taxonomy places the organism in Eukaryota, Metazoa, Mollusca, Bivalvia, Ostreida, Ostreidae. The coding region runs from base 86 to 2728 and encodes 880 amino acids.
AACGUAGGCUGACGUCACUGAUAAAAAUGUUUACGUUGACGUCAAAACAGUGCAGACAUGAUGGAUAGAAAACCUUAACUUCACCAUGACAGAAAACUUGAAUCCAUCAGAUGUUGAGCAAUAUCUGAUCAAGAAUCCAGAAUUUCUGAAGACUUACUUAAGUAAGCAUGGUGCUCCGGACAUCACACACAGGGACGGCAGCCAUUCGGAGCCUUCCUCCCCGGAGGUCAAAAUUAAAAGACUCCCAAACUUCACCAGCGGACGGGGAAACUCAAUUACAACAUCCAUAUUCAAAAAAUAUGUGGAAGGCAACUUGGAGAGAAUUAAAAAGACCUCCAAAGACAGGAAUCAGUUACUUAGUAUGUCAGAGGAUGAAGUGUUUAUGGAACUUAUCAGGGAUAUUGCUACAGAAUUGGAUGUGAAUGUAUUGUGUCAUAAAAUUCUUAAAAAUGUUAGUAUUUUAACUAGAAGUGAUCGUGGGAGCCUAUUUUUAGCGCGAGGAUCUAAAGAGAAUCGAUAUUUAGUGUCAAAACUCUUUGAUGUGACAGAAGUAUCCACCAUUAACGAGAGCUUACACACUGAGGAGACAGAAAUAAUCGUGCCGUUUGGGAAGGGAAUCGCAGGAUUUGUGGCCCAGAGCAAAGAGACUGUUAAUAUCAAGGACGCAUACGAGGAUCCAAGGUUUAACAAGGACGUGGAUCAGAAGACCGGCUACCGUACACACAGUAUUCUAUGUAUGCCUAUACUGAAUUACGAAGGCGAGGUUAUAGGUGUGGCGCAGAUUAUCAACAAAGUUACAGGGAACCACGAGUUUACAAAACAAGAUGAAGAUGUGUUCAGGAAGUACCUCAUUUUCUGUGGGAUUGGGAUAACUAAUGCUCAGUUGUUUGAGUUGUCAGUGCAGGAGUACAAGAGGAAUCAACUAUUGCUGAACCUGGCCCGUGGGGUGUUUCAGGAGCAGACUAGCCUGGAGAGACUGAUACAGAAGGUGAUGCUGGACUCCCAGGACAUGCUGAAAUGUGAGCGGUGUACUGUAUACCUCACCGAGGACUCCACCAGCAAGGAUCCCCUCCUGCAUGAAGACAACAACAUUCCAGCCAAGACCAAACCUACCUCCACCAAGGAUGUUUUAUUUUCCAUGGCAUUUGAUUUAUAUGCAAAGGACGGAGGCAAUAUCAGAAUUCCCAGUUCAGCAGAAGUGGCGAAAUCCCGGAACGCGGAGAUAGCCCGGCAUGUGGUGCUGAAGGGGUUACCACUUAAUAUUUCUGAAAUUGAAAUCGACAAAUUGUUUGGCAAAGGAGUGGAAUUUGAGGAUGAAGGAUUUAAAACCAAAAAUAUGCUGUGUAUGCCAAUAUUUAACAAUGAAAAGAAAAUCAUUGGUGUUACCCAACUAGUCAACAAAUUAAAUGGUGUACCAUUCAAUGAAAAUGAUGCAAAUAUUAUUGAGGCUUUCUCUAUUUUUACUGGACUUGGUAUUCAUAAUUGUCAAAUGUAUGAGAAUGCCUGUCGGUUGAUGGCCAAGCAAUCUGUGGCUCUAGAAGUUUUAUCCUACCACGCCACUGCUCAACAGGAGGAGACAGACAAGCUAGUGGUUAGCCAGUUUCCCUCUGGUAAGGACCUUGGUCUGUAUACGUUUGAGUUCAAUGACAUUCCUCUGGAUGAAUUGGAGACGGCCAAAUGCACCAUCACAAUGUUCACCGAGGCCAAUCUCUUGUCAGAAUUCAAGAUUCCUUUAGAGGUGAUGUGUCGUUGGACAUUAAGUGUGAAGAAAAAUUACAGACCUGUGACGUAUCAUAAUUGGCGACAUGCCUUCAAUGUUACUCAGACAAUGUUUACUAUCUUAUAUACUGGAGGAAUGAUAAAGAAAUUUGAUUCCAUUGAGGUGCUAGCCCUUCUUGUUGGUUGUUUAUGCCAUGAUUUGGACCACAGAGGAACUAACAAUGCAUUCCAAGUCAAAGUGGCCUCCCCUUUAGCAAUGCUGUACAGUACAUCUGUUAUGGAACACCACCAUUUUGAUCAUUGUAUCAUGAUUUUAAACAGUGAGGGAAAUAACAUUUUCCAAUCACUAUCCCCUACACAGUACAGAACUGUCAUUAAGAUGUUGGAACACGCUAUUCUCUCGACUGACUUAGCUUUGUAUUUCAAGAAAAGAGGAGACUUUCAAAAGCUUGUACAGGAAGGAGAAACAGAAUACAAGGAGCCAUACAAAAAGGAUUUACUUAAAGCUAUGAUGAUGACGGCAUGUGAUGUAGCAGCCAUCACUAAGCCGUGGGAAAUACAAGAAAAGGUGGCUCAGUUAGUGGCCAAUGAAUUCUUUGAGCAGGGUGACAAGGAACGAAGUGAACUGGGAGAAACUCCUAUGGCAAUGAUGGAUAGAGAAAAGAAGGAUGAGCUCCCUAAAAUGCAAGUUGGAUUCAUUGAUGCAAUUUGUCUUCCAAUAUACAAGAUGUUUGCAGAGAUGAAUCAGAAUCUGCGCCCCUUGUAUGACGGUGUCUUGGACAAUAAGAAACACUGGCAAGAGUUAGCUGAGAAACACGAAAGUAAGACGUCAAGGAAGAAAAAUGAUGACGAAACUCCGCCUGAGCAGGAAUCUCACAGCCCCGAACAAAAUGGGAUCUCUCAGAAGCCCGAUAUAGCAGAACAAAAGAGAAAGGAACAUGACAUGCAAUGUGAGAAGAAAGUUCAUAUGCAGGAUCCCAAGAAAACCAAAAUCUGUGUUCUUCUAUGAUGGUGGGGAAUUACCAUCCAUUUAGGAAACAAAAAUGGCCAUCUUAAUAUUUAUUUAAGUAUUCUUCCUAGAACGAAGUUGUACUUAAUUCAAAGAGUUUUAUCUUUUGUACUCAGUGUUACUGUAAUGCUGGUUUGAUUUGAAUUUUAUGGAAACUGAAACCCAAUUUGACCAUGACCCUUUCACUUACUGCAUGUAGAAUAUAUACAUGUAUAUAGGUAUACAAUCUUACGUGUAGCAUAAUGUAAUUCCUAACAUAAUGAUGGAUUAGAUCAGUGUUUUGAUAUCGUUUUAUCUCUUUUGAAGAGAUACACUACUUUGUUGUUGGCAUGUUUAUAUAGAUUCUACAUUCUAGUUGGUUAACGAAUGACUAAGUUGUACAAUUUAUUGUUUCUUCUUGUGUUACGUUGUUAUAUUUCUUAUUGUAGAAAGGGUAGUAAAUACCCGAGUUUUAUAUUUGAAGCUGUGAUAAAAUGUAGUGAUUUCUGGUUGAUUUAACAACUAGAAAUAUUAAUAUGUUUAGAUAUUACAUUGCGUAAUUAUUUAACAUUAGAUGAACCACAAGGUGUAUUUCGUAUAUAAAGACUGUUAAUGUUUUACGCAGCACUGCAAGUGUACCAAUAUACAAAAAAGGUUAACACUUUAAAUGAGAUCUACAGACAACUAUCUGAAGAAAAAACUUUAACAUGAAAGUGACUAAGCAGUAUUCAAUUUUAUAAUGGUUUUACAAGAGUAGAUGAAAAGCAGAAACACGUGUAAUUUAAAAUGUUGAGAUCAGAUUAAAUAGAAGUAAGUUUAGCAUUUUCAGAUUUCAUUACACUAGAGAAACAUUGCACGACAUAUUGAUUAUUCUACCUGUCUCUUCUAUAAAUGGUUAUGACUGUAUGGUUCUAUGUCAUAUAUCAUCUCUCAGAAUGUAUACGUGUGUUAUAAAACCCUUACUGUUUAUUUCCGAUGAUAUUUUCUGAUUGAUAUUAUAUAAACAUCAAUGACCUGAUGUUUAGCAUUAUACGUUUGAUACAGAGAUGCAAAUGCGACAGUUAUUUAUUGGGAAGUAUUCAUUUUGUCACUAUUACGAAAUAUCAGAUGCAUUGUAGUUCGAUGUAACGUCUAAUUUAUUUUCAAGAUGUCAUAUUGUUGGUAGUUGUUAUUAACAAUAAAUGGUUGACGAAAUUA